Molecule: messenger RNA, 1281 nt
Organism: Phalaenopsis equestris
Lineage: Eukaryota; Viridiplantae; Streptophyta; Magnoliopsida; Asparagales; Orchidaceae
Product: peptidyl-tRNA hydrolase, mitochondrial
Exons: 9
Coding region: 313-990 (225 amino acids)
Molecular function (GO): peptidyl-tRNA hydrolase activity
Source: RefSeq, a predicted model, not a curated record
AAUUCAUGUCAAGUCUCCGACCAAACACCUCUGUAACCUGAAACCCUCUUCUUCCCCUCCUUUGCUAGUACCCGAAAACCUAGAUAACAACGAAUCGAGGAAGUCACGACCGAAGCUCUGUGGGGAAGGCACCGACGGAGCUGCGGCUUGUGAACGGAGACGAGGAAGUCGGGAUAAGUGCGGUUCUAAGUUAAAUCCGAUGAAAAUGCUUGGAUUUAGUAAGCCUGGGGUUUAAGGAUGAAAACAAAAGUUCUGUGUCGGGGAUUUCAAAUGAUACAAUCUCAAAGAUAACUGAGAGCCAUUACAUAGCCGAUGCUCCACUGCAGCAAGCUCUUCAAUCGUCUAUUUCAUUUUCUCCCUUCACGUCCUCUCUCUAGCCCACAACCUUGGCUCUUUAUCGGACUUGGCAAUCCUGGUGAAAAGUACCAAUUCACGAGGCACAAUGUGGGCUUUGACAUGAUCGACACUUUUGCACGAUCACUUGGAAUUUCAAUGGCUUCUAUCCAUUUCAAAUCCUACUUUGGUGGAGGAGAAUUUGAGGGCACCCCAGUCCUCCUUGCAAAACCACAGACUUACAUGAAUCUUAGCGGCGAAUCUACAGGGCCGCUUGCAGCAUAUUACAAACUUCCUUUGAACCGUGUUCUUGUGAUUUACGAUGACAUGGAUUUGCCUUGUGGAGUUCUUCGCAUACAACCACGAGGGGGACAUGGACACCAUAAUGGGCUGAAGAACGUCAUCUAUCAUUUUCAUGGGAACAGGGAGUUUUGCCGGCUACGAGUUGGCAUUGGAAGGCCACCCGGACAAAUGGAUCCCAAAGCGUUUCUGCUGCAAAAUUUUAACAAAACUGCCCGUGUGAGGAUUGAUGCCGCCUUGGAAGAGGGGGUCGAAAUCUUGAAGAUGCUUUUAACCAGAGGAUUGACAGAGUGCGCCAAUUCUGCUAAUGCUGAGCAAAAAUAUAAGCAUCUAAGAGUGCAGAAUCUGCCAUCAUGAUCUUCUUCCUUUUUAUCAAGUCUCUCUGUCUUAUACUUGACUAUAUAUUCUAAGGGAAUUUUGAACAUAACACCUGAAGUUUGUUGUUUAUGUUUGCAACAUUUUGGUAUCAUAACCCAUUGCAUAAAGGUGCAUUUCUCUUUUAAAAUGUUAGUAAUAAUGAUAUUUUUGAUAUGAUAUUUAAAAAUUUGAGCGUUAUGUAUGUAAUAAGUUUGAAGUGCAGUGUUAGACUUGUGAAUGCAUAAGAAUUUCGUGGUAUAUAUGUAAAUAUGGAAAUGACUCCUUUGGCAA